Scleropages formosus (Asian bonytongue) is the source of this 7134-nucleotide messenger RNA. It is a transcript of the gene ncoa6, whose product is annotated as nuclear receptor coactivator 6. The transcript is spliced from 16 exons. Gene Ontology annotation, biological process: positive regulation of transcription by RNA polymerase II. Bases 288 to 6821 code for a protein of 2177 amino acids. Gene Ontology annotation, cellular component: transcription regulator complex; nucleus; histone methyltransferase complex. The record is from RefSeq and is a predicted model, not a curated record. NCBI's taxonomy places the organism in Eukaryota, Metazoa, Chordata, Actinopteri, Osteoglossiformes, Osteoglossidae.
UAGUUUGCGUAAAAUACGGAAGAUGGCUGCUUCGAGUAGCUCGUACGGGCUUUAAUUAAUUUCAGGAAAUAUCAGCUGUUUUUUUUUUCUCUUUUCUUUCGAUAAAGUCAAUCAUGUGAAUCAAUUCAAAAACCACAUAAUAUAAAUACGGUGUAAGAGAAAAAAAGCCCCUUUCCGCACUGCCUUCGGGUUUCAUAUUGAGACGCUUUUCGUCUAGAUCAUGGACUGACUGGGAUCUGUCUGAUAAGCCAAGGACAGAAGUGUGACCACGGUGCCACGCUGAAGAAAUGGCACAACAGACCCCAAUGUGGAUGACCUCACCUUUAGGAGACCCAGACCUCGAGCAAGACUCUGGAGUGGAAGAUGAUGGCAGCAGUAACCAUGGUGACACACACUCACCAGAGGGUCAGAACCAGAAAGGCUCCACCAUCUACAUCGCCUUCCAGGGGAACAUGGAGGAUGAGGACUUCCAAGCAAAACUGGACAACAUCCUGAACAAUGUGCCUGGGCUGUUGCAGCUGGAGAGCAUGCAGCCACAGCAGGUGGAGCCUUGGAACAGCGUGCGCAUCACCUUCAACAUCCCGCGGGAUGCUGCCGACCGCUUGCGCCUUUUGGCGCAGAAUAACCAUCAGCAGCUACGGGAUUUGGGCAUCCUCUCUGUGCAGAUAGAGGGGGAAGGUGCUAUCAAUGUUGCUGCAAACAGAGGUCCAGAUGUCAGGCCAAAUGGCCCAAUUGGAGCUGGAGGUCAGAUGAGAAUGGAUGGCUUUCCCAUGCAACCGGGUUCAGGCCCCAUGCGGAUGAACAACCCCCCUAUGAUGAUGGGGCCCUCAGGACCAGGCUUGCCCCCACAGGGCAUGGGGCCCGGUGGCAGUGGACAAAGGCCAACCCGACCCCUGCGGGCCCCUACUCACACAGAUUCUAUGGACCCCAUGAUGUCAGGACUACAGCAGCAUCAGCAGCAGCAACAGCAAGCCCCCCAUGGCUCACUGCCCAUGCCACCCCAGGGCCACCCCAUGACAAGUGCCAGGCAGCUCACGCCAGCUGCCCUGCAACAGCUCCAGCUGCAGCAGCAGCAGCAACAGCAGCAGCACCACCACCAAGCCCAGAUGGCGGGUGGCCGUGCUCCCUUCCACCCUCCAGGGCAGGGACCUGUCCCAGCAGCAUGGAACCAUCUUCUUCCUGGUCAGCCCCCACAGGGCCCCGCAUGGCGGAAGGCCCCGCCUCAGGCAGUGAUAACACCUGCGACACGCCCCUCUUUGGCCACUGUCCAACUCCCCAGUCACCCACCGCCACCAUACCCCUAUGGGAGCCAGCAGACUGGACAGGCCUUCAGCACUGCCAUGGGGCAGCAGCAGCAGCCACAGCAGCCAGGGCAGUUUGCAGCCCCUCAGCCCAAAGGCCUCCCAGGAACUGCCCCAGGUAUGGCUGGACCAAGGGGACCUGCCCCUUCACCGCUCCCUCCACCACCCACCUCUGUCCAGCAGGGCCACCUGGCUGGCAGAUCCCCAGGUUCGUCCACAUCCCCCUUCCAGCAUGGCUCUCCCGGGACACCACCCACACCGGUCCAGGCCCAGGCACAACUGAACAACUUUCCUCAGGCCGUGGGCUCUCCAAGCAGGGCCGCUCUGGGGCAAGGCAAAAUGCAGCCGGGAUUCAUGAUGAUGGCACAGCAGGGGCCCCAGUCAUCACAGGCGAAUCAGGUUGCAAUGGGAGGCAUGCCCAAGCGCUUGCCUGCAGGCUUCCCAAACAUGCAGGGUACCCAGAACUUCAUGCAAGGCCAAGCCACAGCCAGCCCAGCUGGUACUUCUGUGCCCAACUCCAGCCCUCAGGUGCCCAGUAGUCAUGGCAUGCCGCAUGCAGGAGUACAAAUGGCCACCCCAUCUGUGACCCACAUGCAGCCAGGCCCACAGAGCCAGCCUGGACCUCUUCAGGGCAACACGAUGGGCCUCCAGCCCCCAGGUGCAGGUGGGAUGGGGCAGCCCCCGCUGGCCUCCCCAGCCCAGGCAAUGGGUGUACAGCACCAACCAGUGUCCUCCUCACCUUCUGCAACAUCAUCUCCGGCUCAGAUGGUACCUGGCCAGGCUGGAUCCCAGGGGGUGCUCUCCAGGCCCCAGCUUGGGGGACAGGCUCAGAUGGUGCUGGGAGCCCAGACCCCAGGGAUUGGUCCACAGAGGGGGAUGACCCCUCCCAGACAGGGGGUACCACAGCAGGCCCAAGUAGUCAGCAGCCAGGGACAUCAGGUAAUCUUACAGCAGCAGCAUCAGCAGCAGAAUGUGUUGAUGGAGCAGAUGACAUCAAGUCAGAUGCAAGGAAGCAAGCAAGGCUUUGGGCCGAAAGCUCAGCCUGGGGUUAUGCAAGGGCAGAUGAUGCGGGGCCCAUCACCUAGUGUGCAGCCCAACCCAACCCAGUUUCAGGGUCAGAUGGUCCAGCAGCAGCAACAGUCGCAGCAAAUCCCUUCUAACGGCAGUCCUGCUCAGACUUUGGCCUUACAUGGCCCCCAGAUGCGAAUUCCUGGAGGGCACCAUUUGCUUCAGCAGCAGCAGCAGCAGCAACAAGCCCCGAUUCAGCAGCAGCCAGCCCAGGUUCAGGUUCAGCUUCAGCAGCAGACAGGGCAGCUUCAGCAGCCACAGCCAGGCCAGGUUCAGCUUCAGCAGCAACAGCCGACCCAGCUUCAGCAGUUCCAGCAGCAAAAACAGCAGCAGCAGAUGGUGGUGCAGCAGCAGCAGCAAUCGCAGCUCGGGAAUGCCUCUGGGGUUGCAGGAGAGAUGGCUUUGCAGCAGAUGCUCCCUGAAAUGCAAUCCCAGCAGUCGUCGCAGCCACCACAGCCAUUGCAGCAGCAGGGCAUGGCCGUGGGCGGUGGCCACUUUCCUCCAGGUCAUGGGUUGUCCUUCAACCCCCAGUUCACUGGGCCAAUAGGCAUGGCUGGACCGUGCGGGCAAGCAGGUGGAUUCCCCGGAAACAAGGAUGUCACCCUUACCAGCCCCCUGCUGGUCAAUCUGCUGCAAAGCGACAUCUCGGCCAGCCAAUUUGGACCAGGUGGGAAGCAAGCCCCCGCCGGCCCCCCAAAACCCAAGAAGAAAAAACCUCCACGCAAAAAGAAGGGCACCGCCAGCGGAGGGCUUCCUGGGCAGCCGGGUGAUGAGGCCCUCGGUGGUCUGGCUGAGAUGCGGCCCCAUGGAAUGGACGACCUUGAAGGGCAAGGGACUGCUAGUGACAUGGGGGUCAACUUGGACCCUGCUGGGCCUAAACAUGCAGAAUUUGGAAACAGGCCUCAAGGGUUUCCUGUGCAGCCAGGAGACCAAAGGACUUUACCACAGCUUCCAGUUCAAUUCAUGCCGCAGCAGCAUGUGCAGCAACAGUUGCAGCAGCAACAGCAGCAGCAGCAACAGCAGCAACAACUGCAGCAGCAUCAGCAGCAGCAGCAACACCUGCAACAGCAGCAACACCUGCAGCAGCAGCAAAUGCAACAGCAGCAGAUUCAACAACAACAACAAAUGCAGCAGCAGCAGCAGCAGCAACAACAACAACAAAUGCAAAGGCAGCAAAUGAUGAUGAUGCUCAUGAUGCAGCAGGAGGCCAAGAUGAGAAUGGCCCAUCCACCCAGGGCUGCGCUGAAUGCACCAGAUGGCCAGCGGAUGCCUGUCUCACAGCAGGGCAGCGUGCCACCCAUGAUCCACCUGCAGGGACACGCUGGUGUUCCUCCAUCUCCAGACAAACCAAGGGGUGUGUCUCUCCAGAUGAACCCCCAGCUGGCUGGGACUGCCAGGAGGAUGCCUGUGCCUGUCACCGUUGGCGAGGCAGGUCAGGCUUGUCAACCGGGAACCUCUGAGGAUGCCAGCGGAAUGCCCAUCGCGCAAGAACGACCAGCCCACGAAGCCAGUCAGCAGGUCAUGAGCGCCGCAACGCAGGCAAGCGUCGGGCAAGGCCAAAACACCCACCUGCUCAAGUCAGGCCCUUCACCAGUCCCACAGCACCAGGGCCCCAGCCCUCAGCAGCAACAGCAACAGCAGCAGCAGCAGCAGCAGACGCCACAGCAGACCGGUCCCAUGUCCAGCACGCAUGGCCUCCAUUUCCCCAGUGCCCCCACCACCACUACACAGAGCUCUAGGCCUAAGACACCGAACCGAGCCAGUCCGAGGCCGUACCACCACUCGUUGACCCCAUCGAACCGCCCACCCAGUACUGAGCCGUCAGAAAUCAACCUCUCACCUGAGAGGUUGAACGCCUCCAUCGCCGGCCUGUUCCCCCCACAGAUAAAUAUCCCUCUGCCUCCAAGGCAACCUAAUUUGACACGUGGAUUUGACCAGCAGGGUCUCAACCCCACCACCCUAAAAGCCAUUGGGCAGGCUCCGCCCACGCUGAGCUCCCCUGCUCCCAGCAGCAACGGCAGCAGCCAGCAGUCUUUCCUAGCAGGAAAUUCAGCAACAGCCACUGUCGGCAAGGUGGAGAAGCCUCAAACGGGGGGUCCUGCAAAAAGAGCUAGUCCGAGCAACGGUCGCCGACAAAGUACGGCCUCAAACCGCAAGACAGCCCCAAGCCCAGGAAGACAGAAGGGAGCUGCCAAAAUUACACCUGCCUGCCCUCCACAUCCACAGCCUCUGGCUGGUCCCCAGAACGCAACCGUUGGCCCCUCUGUGGUCCUCUCUAGUCCUGUGUCCAUGGCCCCGGCAAGCCUGGAGUUGCAGCAGGUUCAGAGCCCAUUCCAUGGUGUCAAUGGGAAACCCACUGACGUAAGCAGGGAGACCCAAACAGUGACCUUGGAACAGCAGCACCAAACACCCCAGCCUCAAACAGAGCCCCCGGUAGCAGGGAGGACAAGGAGUCCAGCCAUUGCAAUGGAGCAAAAGGGUUCAGCUGUUGAGGAUCCAGCCAAACACAGCCAGCCAUCAGUGGCAGUGCAACAGGAGCCAAAGUCCAGUGCAGCCGCGCCCCUCAGGGAGGCGCCGACCUCACUCAGCCAGUUGCUUGACAGUUCCAUAGCACCAGGUGGGACUCUCGGGCCAGCACAGAGUAUUCUCCAAGAAGCAGGCCAGGCGUCCAGGGAACCCAUACGUCCACCAGUGGACAGGGAGACUCAGAAACCAGCCGGAGGCCCGCAAGCUUCUAACAUAAGUUCCCCAGCAGCUGCGGCUAAAGCAGAGUCCAAAGCCAACAUCCACCCGGCUCCUGCUCCCAAGGUUAACGCUGGACUUAGUCCUGCCUCCAGUCAGAGUCCCAGCACUGGCGCUAACACAAAGCCAAGCGUCGACCCCACGCUUAACGUAUCACUAGUCCUGCAGCGGCCACCUACUUCAUCCUCCACUUCCUCUUCUUCCACCUCUUUGGCCACUCCCACUAACAUCACGGUUUACGUGACCUCCAACGCUGUUAGCUCCUCGACCGGUGCUUCUGUCACACCAGCCUUGGUUUCAACUGUAGUCACCGUGCCCAACAAAGGUGUGAGGCCCCAGGAGGGACGUGUCACACCCACACCUGUCACACCGAAUGCCCGCCCUGCUCCGUUCAUCACAACGCCCAUGUUGAUUAACCCCGUGUUUCAGGUGCCUGCUUCCUCUGUGGCUCCAAGCGCCAGCAUUGUGUCUCAGGCUGUCGCCAUGGUGGGCUCCAUCCAGAUGCCGGCUAACAUACAGCUUUCACCGUCCCCUGCAGUCCGGCCAGCGACUCUGCAGCCCCCAGUCAGCUUGGCCAAUGGGCAAGCCAGCCGACCGGCAGCUACGCAAGUCCAGAUGGCCUCCACACAGGCAUCCUCUGUCAGGGUAUCCCCCCAGUCACUGUGGCAACGUCCCGCCACCCCUAAACAGGAAAGUGGUGCUCUUGCCGAAGCAGGUCCUUCCCUGGGACCCUGUCGAGGGGGGCAGCCUUCUCCACGUUCGGGAGCUAGCACCUCUUCUCCCUUCUCUCAGCCCCUGGCAUCCCCGCCUCCCUGCUCCAGCCCUGGUGCUGCUCCUGCUGCUGGCGGUAUCCGGAGGACCCCGCUGUCCCCUACAGCAGCUGCUCCUACGCCCAAAGCUAGCCAGUCACCCACAGGCAAAUCGACUACAUCUGUGGCCUCGAGUGAUACUCCCCAGAAAGUCGAACCCAGCCCAAGUGGUGGGGCACCUGAGUCUCAGGGUGCGGCACGGCUGCCAGCGCUACCUGGGGUCAUUUCCCCUCCUGCAGCUGCAUCCUCCACAGUUACUGUCACCACAAAUGCAGUGGAAGGACAACAGGCUGCCAUCCUUCAACCAAUAGCUGCAUCUCCUCCUCUCCAGAUGCCCCUCCCCUCACCUGCCCCCACUCAGACACCGCCCCCUGCUCCUGCUGUUACCCCAACAGCACCUGCCAACACUGGAACACCCAACUCCCAAAACAGUGGCCCUGCCUCAGCCACAGCUCCCAUUCCAGUUUCCGCCGAGGUCCAGAAACCCUCCGCUACAGCAGCCGACACACCGGCCCCAGCAACAGGAGCAGCUGGAGCUACAGGGCAUCCGGUUGCGGUUCAGGCAGACCGACCGUUGCAAGAGCAGCCUCCUGCAGACACUGCCGGUGAAGGAACAGCAGUGGUGACUGAACAAGGAUGUGUAAAGACAAGAGAGACGCCCGUCAGCCUUGUCCCGAGAGAUACCAAGGUAGUCCCUGAGAAGCCAAAGGGUCCUGGCCGUCGCAGCUCCCGGGUAGAAAAGGAGCUGGAGGAAGGAGGCGUGGCUUCACAGGAUGCUCCUGAGAACGGUCAGAGGAAGCGAGCUGCUCGGCCUGGCUCAGCCUCCAACACAGCAGCUGGCAAAGAUUCCAGUGGAGCUGCAGCUGCUCCCACACAAGCUAAGCGACGGAAGUCAAAGUAACCCCAAAGCCUCUGUCUUGCCAUGUGUACAUCUUUUUGUGAAUGACCCUGUCCCCUCUUUUCCUCGGGCUGUUGGAAACAUGAAGGAACCCUGUACAGAUGAUUGUUUUAAUAAGAGCAAUUAAUAUUGGUGUCGUCUCCUGUGACAAGUGUGUGCAGUUUUUAAUUCAGAGGGUUUUAUGUGUUUUGUUUUUGUUUUUUUUUUCCUCUUCUCCAAAAUGCUGGAAUAAUAAUGUUUAGGCCCCCUGAUCAGGAAAAUUCCACGGUUCUUUGUUGUAUUUUGUUGCAAAAUUAAUUAAAUUUUCUACUACUUG